This is a messenger RNA of Linum tenue, 1781 nucleotides long. The record is from the annotation of a GenBank genome assembly. NCBI's taxonomy places the organism in Eukaryota, Viridiplantae, Streptophyta, Magnoliopsida, Malpighiales, Linaceae.
CCCCACUCUCCUCCGUCUCACAUACGGAAACCAUAUAGCCAACUCUUCCUUCCUUCCUUACACGUUCGCUCCUCGUCAGUCAUCAUCAUCCUCCUAACUCUUCUUUCUUCUUCUUCUCUCUCGGGGUUAGUCUUUAAAAUGGUGAUCUCUCGAUUAUAAUAAAAAAAGAAGACCUCUUGAUGUUUAUUCUAUAAAAUUCAGACUACCCAUUUACCCAAUAGUGUUCCUUUCAUUCUCAGCUCAACUAUUCCAUAUUUAUCUUACUUGUGCUUUCGAUAGCCUCACCUUCUCCAAACGGCGGCGGCCAUGAUGAUGCGGACCCUGUUUGCGGCGAGGAGGUCUCUCUCUGCUUCUUCUUCUCUUCUACAGCGAGCUUCCUUCUCCUCGUCGCUUCUCUUCGACGAGACCCAGUUGCAGUUCAAAGAAAGUGUUAACCAGUUUGCACAGGAGAACAUUGCUCCUCAUGCAUCUAAGAUAGACCACACCAACUAUUUCCCAAAGGAUGUUAACUUGUGGAAACUAAUGGGAGACUUUAAUCUGCUUGGAAUUACUGCACCAGAGGAAUAUGGAGGCCUUGGUCUAGGCUACCUGUACCACUGCAUUGCGAUGGAAGAACUUAGCCGAGCUUCAGGAUCUGUUGGUCUUUCCUAUGGUGCCCACUCCAACUUGUGCCUUAAUCAGUUGGUGCGGAACGGAAAUCCUGCUCAGAAAGAGAAGUACUUGCCAAAGCUAAUCAGUGGGGAGCACAUAGGAGCACUUGCAAUGAGUGAACCCAAUGCUGGCUCUGACGUUGUUAGCAUGAAAUGCAAAGCUGAGCGCGUUGAUGGCGGCUAUGUCUUAAACGGAAAUAAAAUGUGGUGCACAAAUGGUCCAGUCGCUCAAACAUUGAUUGUAUAUGCAAAGACAGAUAUAACAGCUGGCUCAAAAGGAAUCACAGCCUUCAUCAUUGAGAAGGGAAUGCCUGGAUUCAGUACAGCCCAGAAAUUGGAUAAACUUGGUAUGCGGGGGAGUGAUACGUGUGAGCUUGUCUUUGAGAACUGUUUUGUCCCUCAAGAAAAUGUGCUUGGCCAAGAAGGGAAAGGGGUUUAUGUCAUGAUGUCAGGGCUGGAUUUGGAAAGACUAGUCUUGGCUGGCGGGCCUCUUGGUAUAAUGCAGGCAUGCCUUGACGAGGUUCUUCCUUAUGUCCGACAAAGGGAGCAAUUUGGCCGUCCAAUCGGUGAAUUUCAGUUUAUACAGGGCAAAGUUGCUGACAUGUAUACUUCGUUACAAUCGUCAAGGGCUUAUGUAUACUCUGUCGCAAGGGACUGCGAUAAUGGAAAAGUUGACCCCAAGGACUGCGCCGGAGUCAUACUAACCUCUGCCGAAAGAGCUACCCAGGUUGCUCUACAGGCAAUACAGUGUUUGGGUGGUAAUGGAUACAUAAACGAGUACCCGACUGGCCGUCUUCUUCGUGAUGCCAAGCUGUACGAGAUCGGUGCUGGAACUAGCGAGAUUAGAAGAAUGAUUAUCGGCCGUGAACUUUUCAAGCAGUGAGUGACUCAGUCAGCCGCCCAUGACAGCAACACCCAGCUGAAGCCAACCCUCAUCAGGACAAAGGGUAGCUCUCAACGUCAAUCUUCUCGUAAUAAACAGUCCCAAAAACUUUGAACUCUUUGUAGAUUCCACCACUACAGCUUGGGAUGAAAAUGAUGUAUUGGACCAUACCAACAUUCUGUCUCCUCGUUGUUAAAACAAUUCCAGAAAUGGUCGUUUUCUAUCCCUGUCAAAUUCAUACUUAACCG